CCACCGGCGCGAUGGCAGAGUGAGAAGUAAAUGGAUCAGUGUCCGCGGUGUGGAAACCGACCUAAACACGGGACCGGGAGCCGGUAAACAAACACAAACAAGGAUAAAGAGCGCCGUUAACCCUCUGAAACUGGCGUCAAGAACUGGAAGAUUCUAACCAUUUUAUUCUUUUUAUAACAAAUCUUUUGCUUUUUUUAAAUUUUGGCUUCUCUGCGUGAGUGUGCGCGCGAGCCACCGGGAUAUCAUAACUGGACAUGUGAGUUAUCGGAGUUAACCAGACAGAAAAGGCUUUAUUAUUUUUUCAAACAUUUUUAUUUUAUUUUUAUUUGACAAGAAGAUGACGUUCCCAGCGUGCGUCCUCGUGACUUUGGCGGUGAUCCGGUGGAGCGCAGCGCAGUCAGUUUGCCCUGGAACAGAGAACAAGCUGAGCACCCUCUCCGACCUGGACCAGCAGUACCGCACCCUGAGGAAGCUCUACGAGAAUUGCGAAGUCGUCAUGGGUAAUCUGGAGAUCACCAGCAUUGAUCGGAACCGCAACCUCUCCUUCCUAAAGUCAAUCCGAGAAGUGACCGGCUACGUGUUGGUGGCUCUGAACCAGUUUGAAAACCUCCCACUGGAGAACCUACGGAUCAUCCGAGGCACCAAACUUUACGAGGGCCGCUACUCUCUGGCCAUCUUCCUCAACUACAGGCGAGAUGGCUUCUAUGGCCUGAGGCAGCUCGGUCUACGCAACCUCACAGAGAUCCUGAACGGGGGUGUCUAUGUUGACCAGAACAAAUUCCUGUGUCACGCCGACACCAUCCACUGGCGGGAUAUUAUCAAGAACCCCCAGGCCGAGCUGCUGGUGGUACCGUCCAACAACAGCAACAACGGAUGCAAACGCUGCCAUCGCUCGUGUAACGGACGCUGCUGGGGGCCUCAGGAGACCCAGUGUCAAACCUUGACGAAAACGGUGUGUGCUGAGCAGUGUGACGGUCGGUGCUUCGGGCCCUACGUCAGUGACUGCUGUCAUCGGGAGUGUGCCGGCGGCUGCUCUGGUCCCAAAGACACGGACUGCUUCGCUUGCACCAAUUUCAACGACAGCGGAGCAUGCGUGACCCAGUGUCCUCAGCCGUUUGUGUACAACCCCACAUCUUUCCAGUUAGAACACAACCCCAGAGCCAAGUACACCUAUGGAGCCUUCUGUGUCAAGAAAUGUCCCCAUAAUUUUGUGGUGGACCACAGCUCAUGUGUCAGAGCGUGUCCCAGCAACAAGAUGGAAGUCGAGGAGAACCGAAUCAAAAUGUGUAUACCAUGCACUGACAUCUGUCCCAAAGUGUGUGAUGGCAUUGGGACGGGCAGUCUGGCAACGGCUCAAACUGUGGAUGCCAGCAACAUUGAUAAAUUCGUCAACUGCACCAAAAUCAAUGGCAACCUCAUUUUUCUCAUAACUGGCAUCAAAGGGGACAUGUAUCAUGGCAUCGGACCUAUGGACCCUGAGCAUCUGAAUGUUUUCCGCACUGUGAAGGAAAUCACAGGUUUCCUGAACAUCCAGUCUUGGCCUGAAAACAUGACAGAUCUGAGAGUCUUUUCCAAUCUGGCAACCAUUGGAGGCAGAACUCUUUACAGUGGAAGUGGUAUUUCUUUGUUGAUUCUGAAGCAGCGCUGGAUUUCCUCCCUCCAAUUCCAGUCCCUGAAUGAGAUCAGCGCCGGAAAUAUCUACAUCUCUAAUAACAGCCGCCUCUGCUUCUACAACACCCUGAACUGGACAUCACUCUUCAGGACCUCAAACCAAAAGGUCAUCAUUCGCAACAACCGUGAUCCAAAAGAAUGCGUUCAGCAGAGGAUGGUCUGUGAUCGCAUGUGUUCGGAUGAAGGAUGUUGGGGUCCAGGUCCAGAUCAGUGUCUCUCCUGCAGAUAUUUCAAAAGAGGCCGCACCUGUGUUGAGUCCUGCAACCUCUUUGACGGGGAAGUGCGGGAAUUUGCCAAUGGAUCCGUGUGCCUGGAGUGCGAUGGCCAGUGUGAGAAGAUGGACGAAAACAGCAUGACGUGUCUCGGCCCGGGCCCAGAGCAGUGCGUAAAAUGCCUUCACUUCAAAGACGGGCCCAACUGUGUGGAGAAGUGUCCCGAUGGGUUGCAGGGCGCCAACAGCUUCAUCUUCAAAUACGCCAAAGCCAACAACGAGUGUCACCCCUGCCACACCAACUGCACCCAGGGGUGCAUCGGGCCGAGGCUCCAAGAUUGCGUUGGGAUGAUGGACAGGAUGCCUUUAAUAGCAGCCGGCAUUAUCGGCGGACUGUUUGUCAUCGUCAUUCUGGCACUCAGCAUAGCCGUUUAUGUUCGACGCAAAAGCAUCAAGAAGAAAAGGGCCUUGCGGCGCUUCCUGGAAACAGAGCUGGUUGAACCCCUGACUCCUAGUGGAACUGCGCCCAACCAGGCUCAGCUUCGUAUCCUGAAAGAGACGGAGCUGAAGAGGGUCAAGAUCCUUGGCUCGGGAGCUUUUGGUACCGUCUACAAGGGCAUCUGGGUCCCAGAAGGUGAGACGGUGAAAAUCCCUGUUGCCAUAAAAAUCCUCAACGAGACCACUGGUCCAAAAGCCAAUGUGGAGUUCAUGGAUGAGGCCCUGAUCAUGGCCAGCAUGGAGCACCCCCACCUGGUGCGUCUUCUGGGCGUCUGCCUCAGUCCCACCAUCCAGCUAGUCACUCAGCUCAUGCCCCAUGGCUGCCUGCUCGACUACGUGCAUGAGCACAAGGACAACAUCGGUUCACAGCUGCUACUCAACUGGUGUGUCCAAAUUGCAAAGGGGAUGAUGUACCUGGAGGACAGGAGGUUGGUCCACAGAGACCUGGCGGCGCGAAAUGUGCUCGUCAAGUCUCCCAAUCACAUCAAGAUCGCAGACUUUGGAUUGGCGCGAUUGUUGGACACCCACGAGAAGGAGUACAGCGCGGACGGGGGCAAGGUUGGUAUGCCCGUUAAGUGGAUGGCUCUGGAAUGUAUUCACUACAGGAAGUUCACCCAUCAAAGUGACGUCUGGAGCUAUGGUGUGACCAUCUGGGAACUGAUGACAUUUGGUGGAAAACCGUAUGAUGGUAUCCCUACAAGAGAAAUCCCAGACAUUCUGGAAAAGGGGGAGCGCCUGCCCCAGCCGCCAAUCUGCACUAUUGAUGUGUACAUGGUCAUGGUCAAAUGCUGGAUGAUUGAUGCAGACAGCCGGCCAAAGUUCAAGGAGCUAGCAGCCGAGUUCUGCAGGAUGGCUCGCGAUCCGCAACGCUUUCUGGUCAUCCAGGGAGAUGACCGGAUGAAGCUCCCCAGCCCAAACGACAGUAAGUUCUUCCAGAGCUUGCUUGAUGAGGAGGACCUUGAUGACCUGAUGGAUGCUGACGAGUAUCUGGUGCCACGGGGUUUCAGCCUGCCUCCUUCGUCGGGCACAAACAGGUCUCGAGUCGACUCGAACAGAAAUCAGUUUGGUUGUCGAGACGGUGGUCCAAACCCACCAGAAGGAGCCCUGACAGGUGCCCAAGGUGGUCCAAACCAAGAAGCAGCAAGCAGCCAGGUUCCAGCCCUGGAGGAGCAGCGCUGCAAUGGAAGCCUACAUAAGAAGAGCCAGAGCCAAGCUGGAGGGGAUGACAGCGGGGCCCAGCGUUACAGCGCUGACCCCACCAUCUUCCUGGGGGAGAGGACGUCUCGUGGGGACACUGAUGAGGAUGGCUACAUGACAGCAAUGAAAGACAAGAUCCCUUCAGAGUAUCUGAACCCUGUUGAGGAGAACCCCUUUGUUUCUCGAUGUAAAAAUGGUGAGAUCCACGCCUUGGACAACCCUGGCUACCAUAGCAUGCCCAACAGUCAGCCCAAGGGAGAGGACGAGUAUAUCAACGAGCCCCUCUACCUCAACACCUUCCACAGUCCUGCUGAUCUGGGUCUGGAAGCCCUGAGGAGAAAUGGUCUGCCCUUACCCACUCAGCCUCCUUCCUCCAUCUCAGCCUCAGCCUCAGGCUCCCACCUCCCACUUACAAUCCAGACCAGUCUGCCCCACUACCCCCUGUCCUCAACCCUGCCAUCUCCAUCUGGGCUACCCUGCCUUCACGGUCCAUCAACUCAUAUCCUCCAUGGCCACGGCACCAUCAAAUCUCCAGGACAACUAGGAAAUCCAGGUGGUGGCUCAAUCGCUCUGAGCCAAACAGGAACUUCUGCACAGAUGACCCAGUCAGGUUCCCUGUCCACUUCUGCGACCCUUGGGCACGGUAGCCUGCCAGCGUACCAGUGCCACACCACAGCACAUCCUGCAAGUAUGCUGAAACAUGUUGGGCAUACUUCAGGAAAAUCCGGUGGGAAGAAACUGAAGGUAACCUUUGACAAUCCAGAAUAUUGGCAGCACAGCUUGCCACCUAAAUCUUCAUUCCAGGUGGCUCCUGAUGGGGCCCAGGGAGGCUCCACCAAUGCCAAGCUCUUCUACAAGCAGAACGGACACAUACGGCCAGCGGUAGCGGAGAAUUCAGAGUACAUGUCUGAGUUUUCUCUCAAGUCUGGCACUGUUUUGCCCCCUCCACCCUACAGGCAGCGAAACACUGUGGUCUAAAUUGUCCCGCCACCCUGUUUCUAGCCUCCAGAGACCCUGACAUCAUUUGGUUCGACUGUCAGCGGAAAUCAGAGCCGCCCUCCGUUCUUUCCAGAUUAAAUGCCAUCUGCUGUAGCAACAUCCCCAAGGAGGUGAACAGGUUGAACCAAACCAGACACCUUCACUGUAUCCAGUCCAGUCCAUUUCUGUUCUGUAGAUAGAGAUAGAGACCUCUCCCGAAGCUCACUGAGAACACGGAGAACCUGCUUCACCAAGGCAGGCGCACGACUCGCAAAGAUGACUGAUUCAAGUUUGGGGACUUGAACUCACUGCCAGCCACUUCGGUGUCAGAUUUGUGAGAGAAUCUUACUACUUUUAUCCCAUUUGGUUUUCAGCAUACAAGUCUGAGGAUGAGCAAUAUUCUGCUGAAGGUUUCUGAAAUAAGCUUGCAGACGUCUGGUAGACGUCAACUUGAAAAGACUGAGCACUUACCACUCAUAAUCAGUGUUUUUGCAUAUAGGAUUAUAUUGUGUGUUGAAUUUUCCAUCAGAUAUGCGUAACCCAUCUAAUCCUUUUACUGUGAUACUGUGAUGGAAAGAACUACGCCCAUCUCUCUCUCUCUCUCUCUCUCUCUCUCUCUCUCUCUCUCUCGCUCUCUCUCAUUUCGUAGUUCAGACAAUGACUUUUCCUGUAAACACUUAAAGAGAACUACUGUUUUUAUUGUCUUUGCUUGACUGCUGUAAACUUGGGGAAGAUGAUCAAAGAUCAUCCUUUUCCAGGUCCCAACACUACAAGGGAAUAAUACACUGUUAAUACUUUUCUAACCUAUGGUUACAAUGCUGAAAAGUUGGAUUUUUAUACACUGGUUUUGCUCUAAUUCAAACUACCAAAAAACGACUUUUGCGGGCAAAUGAAGUGAUGGAAAUUAUUGUACACCUUUAAUUUGCUUGUCAAGAUCAUCCAAGAAAUGUCAGAGUUCAAAAUGUUGAUCACAGAGAGAAACCGAGCUAGACAGAAAAAUAUCUACGAAGAGUCGAGGGGAGGUUUAUACAGCCCGACUAAUGAAGACCUCAAGGAAUGAAGAAGACAGCGCCAGCAGAGCAUAGUAGAACACUAUACAUAUGCGUGUCUCCCAGAGUUUAUGUCAGUGAGAUUGGAUGUGUACAGUUGCAUAAUAGCAGGCCAGCUCAGCUCUUUUUUGAGAAAAUAAAAGGUUGCUGCAAUCAUCGGCCGUUACCGGUAACCAUCAGGAAGCUCAAACAGACAAAUCAGGCUGAAUGGUGCAAUUCAUUGUUCUCCAUAGUAAGGAACAAAGGAUUAUAUUCUCCUUGUUCUGAUGGUAGACCUGAUUAGAAGCAGAUUUGAUGGUUGUAAAUGCAGCUGCUCAACCAUAAACCACCUCAUUAACGUUCUUACUGCCUUCCUAUUGCAGCUUCUUCUUGGUUCCAUCAUAAUUGUGAGCCUGACAACUCAAUCGCUGGAUUAAAACCACUUCUGUUCAUCCUUCUGUUUUCUUCUGGUUAGCCAGGGUUAGCAGCCUCAGCACAGAGGCUUAAAUCAUCCUCUCCCAAGCAACCACCGCCAGCCCCACUCCAAGGCAUUUCCUGGCCUGCCUGGAAAUGUAAUCUUUCCAGGAUGACCUGGGGGCUUCUUGAUAUCAUGACAUGCCUGAACCAUCUCACCUGGGCCAACUUGAUGUGGAGGAGCAGCAGCUCUACUCCAAGCCCCUCCAGUGUGUUUGAGCUGCUCCUCCUAUCACUAAGGCUGAGCUUGGCCACCCUAUGAAGGAAACUAAUUUAUUGCUGCUUAUCUUUGCAAUCUUGGUAUUUUGGCCAUUGCCCAAAACUCAUUACCAUAGGUGAGGAUUUGGACAAUGAUUGACUGAUAUAUUGAGAGCUUUGCUUUCUGGCUUAGCACCUUCUUAGCCACAAUAACCAAACAUUAUCAGAUGUUGUGUACAAGGAAAUAACAAGAAGAUAGAAAACUAUCAUUUCACCGGUGUCCUCACCUGUACCUGAGACAGUUAAUGGAUUGCAGUUGGUCUAGUCAGUCUGUAGAUAAAAAUUUGAUGAACUCAAGCACAUUUAAGAAAAUUUGUAUUGGCCAAAAUGCUGCAAAGUAAGAACAUAAAAUAAUCAACACAAUUAAAAAUUACUAAUCAAACAAAAAGAUGAUAUAGAAAAAUGACAGAAGAUGAAAACUUUAAUUAUUAUUAUAAUUAUAAAGUCUCUCAAAGGGUCAUAUUGUUUAACAGGUUUUUUUUUUUUUUUUUGAUAAGCCAAAAUCGAUUGCUGGUUAUUUGUUUUUGUACAACAUUUUAAAUAUUUGGUAACAAAUUGUUGGUAAAUUAUUUGUUUUUCAUCAUUCAAUGACCAACCACACGAUGUUUAUUGUUUGUAAAGGAUUUUAUGGUUGAGAACCACAAUGUGACAUCAACUCAAACCAUUGUAUUUGAUGUUGUUGUGACUCCUACCCUUUUACUACCUAAAAAAAUGCAAGAAUCAAGGUUAUUUUUGUAUAACUAAACAACUUUAGUGCCAUUUGUCAUUAUUUAAAUACCCUCAAUUUUUAUUCUUUACACUGAGUGGUUUGUCUGCAGUUUAGCGUCUAUCUUUAGUGUAAGAUAUCUUUCAUAUAUAUUAAUGUGCAGAAGUAAACACAUAUCCCUCUAUUUUCUACCAAAUUGGCUUGUUUAUCCACUGCAGACAGUAACCUACAAUAACUUUGUCUCUUUAGUCACAAAUCAUCAGGAAAAUCACAAUAAACGAACCCAAUAAUGGUUAACCCUGAUUGACCCAAGACGGUGCUCUACCCAACGAGCAUAGUGGUCCCAGUCCAGCCUAAUCCCUCCAGCACGUCCUGGUUCAGUCCCAGGGUCUUCCCCCUCAAAAGACAGGCCCUCUUCCUCUCAAGACAGAGCAGCAUGAGCAGACCUUCUUGAAGUUCCUCCUAGAUGUCCAAUAUCAUCAUCCUAUCUCUGUGACAGAGCCUGGUCACCUUAUGCUGUGAAACUAAAUUCCACCACCUGCAUUCUUGAUCUUGUGCUAUUGACCGAUACCCAAAGCCUGUGACCACCGAUGGCGCAUCGGAAAAGCUCCACAGCCAAGCCAUGUUAAAGGUAGAAACCUUUUAAAAGUCAUCUCAGGUGUCUUGAACCCAUCUCAGUUUAGUUUCCAUGAGUUGGGAAGUGCAAGACAGUUUUGGAAGUGGUUUUCAUGAAACUGCCAGUGACUAAAUUGUGAACAAAUCGAUCCGUAACUUGAGCAUAUUUGCAAGACAAAUAUCCCACUGAAAAUCACUAGUUGGGUUUUUUAAAUGUUCCUUUUCACAGGCUAUAGCCCUCAUUUUUUCUGCACUGUGUUAGAUUGUCUGCUGUUGCAAUUUUACAGUUUUGUGUUUCAAGCUAAUCAUGACAGUCGCAGCCGAGUGAGAACCUGGCUGCGGACUACUUUUCAGCGUUUUAAUCAUAAAUGCUCCAAAUAUUAUUUCUUUCCAUUUGGUUUAGAGUGCAAUUCAGUUCAAAACAACUCUUGAGGACAACACACUGUCACUACAAUAUACUACUGAUGCCUCUAUGGAGACACCGUCAUCACUGCUGCUAAAAUAACCUGUUUCAUGAACCAUCCUUUACCUCUUCAAACCAUACCACGCAAAUGUUUGCCAAACUGAGAGGAUUCAACCUCAGUGGUUUUUCUUAUAGCUUCUUACUGGAUUUUCAAUCACUAAAAUGGAUGCUGUAUUAGUUUAUUUAGCAGAAACAGAAACAGAUUUGUCAUUGUUAAGAGAGUGCUCCAUAAAUGUGCUGAAGGAGCACCCUAGGUAAUUUGGGGUAUUUAUAUGACAUGUAUUUAAGCAUUUGUCUAUGCACAUGUAAAGCCGUACGUUUCUCUCCCCAUGGAGUGCUUUGAUCAAAGAUGCGGGUAGAAAAGAGAGCAUUUCCACCCUUCCUUCUUGAAAUAUUCAACUCGUUUAUAUGGUCGUUUACCACAUAAGGACAAAGCUUUCGUCUGAGGAAGGUGCUGUGUUCAAGAGUUCAAGACAAAGAAUAAAAAACUAAAUUGAAGGUGGAAUUUAUCAGCUUGAAGAUUGUUGUCUUUUCCAUGUUUUUUUUUCUCCCAAACAUUAUUUAUAUAAAACUGCUUUGAUGAUCACAUGAUUAAUUGAUGAGGUUGUAUUUUGUAGUCUCUUUUGAAGAGACUAAAAAUUCAAAGAAAUAGAGACAGCAUUUAAUAUCAGAGUUAAAGAUUUAUGGAACACGUUGGCUUGUUUACGCCGAGCAACGCAGGCUCCUGAUGAAUGUAGGUUUUCAGAACGAGAGAGAAGGUGGAGUACGGGGGUUAAAAGCAGCACACAUGCCCCUGUUAUCGCUCUGACUUGUGUUUCCUACUGAUUUUGCCUUGUUGAGUUAACCUGCUGCCGUCUGACUUCACUCUAAGCACUUGUUUUGCUAAAUGUUUUUAUUUUAUUUUUUAAAACUGAUGUUUAAGGCCUAGUUCACAUGCAUAAGCCUAUGGCAGGAGAAAACCUGCCUUCUGUGAGGCUUUUCUUUAAAAUGCAGUUUGAAGUCACUAAAAUAUUCACUUUAAUAAGGCUACCAAAUCAUGUGUUGAAAUGCAAAACCUGAAAUACUUUGGUAAUGAGGAUUUGAUCCUUAGGUUGAGGAUUAGGUCCUAGCAGUAAUGGAAAGUUGUAGUUUUCGUCUUUAACCAUUUUACAGGGGAAAGUAAAACUGAAAGAUUAAUGUAUUACUUCACCAGAAGAAAUGCUAGUUAUACAUUAGCAUUAGCAUUUACUUAGAAUAAUUCAAUAUGAUUGUGUUUUUCCUUCUUGUUUAUGUUAGCAUUAUCAUUACAGCAAAGCUAGCUGCUAGUAUCAAAUUUUAAGACGAUAACUGGUCAAAAUCUUGAUUUACUCAGAAUAUCUUGUUCACUAUUGGAAGCUUAAUUCGGCUCCUUUUCCGGUCGGCUCAUGGGUCCCUGGAAGAAGGAAAAAAUGAAUGCGAGUCAACAGGGCUAAUCUGCUGUGCCUUACGCCCUGAAUCACACAUAUGUUCUACUUCAAUUUAAAUGAAAAGUAACUAUGUGUGUUUCGACCAUGCCUGUCACAUACUUUGAGAUUUAUCAGCUUGUAUAGGUUUGUAAUUAGCAUGACUACAAAUCAGAUGCAGAUAUGUAGCAUAUAUGACAUCACCACAGAAUCUCCUCUCCCCUAGCGUAGCUGCUACUUAGCCUACCACAUGGCCGGAUUAAUGGUGGUUCCUUCUUCCUGAGGGAGGGAUUUCAAGUUCAAUAAACUUAGUCAAUUUUCCUCAGCUUCUCUCCAUGUUUGGUUCGAUGACGUCAAUUUGGUGAUGUGCAUUUGUAGUCCUGGACCACAAAUGGUGAGAAAACCUAAAACACUGUCUGCCCCCUUUCGAAAAGAAUCACUUUCUUUGCACCAAAAUGUGUCUAAAAUUCACGGACAUCAUAUGUGAAAUCCAUGGUACAUAACAAACGGGAUUAGAAAAUAGCGUUUUUAGCCUCAUUGACAAUGACUUGCAUUCAUUUUUGUGUUCUUCUGGGUACAAAUGGUCCAGAAGAAGAUGAGCAUAACUUAGGCUCUCUAUCUGGAGGAAUAAAGAUGUGUUUCUGCUACAGGCAUUCUGAAAGACUGAAAAUCUUUUAAAAAAAAUUUUUUAAUCCUAAAUUAGCAUUCAGUCUAUUUUUAGUCUUUCAGCACAAAAUUUACCCAACCCUACAGGAUGGUCUAUGUGUGAACUAGGCCCAAACUGAUCCUUUUAUUUGAUUGUUCACACUCCAAGCCAAGGUUCAAAGUCAUGUAGCCAUGUAUCAAAUUAAUUCAUGUUUAAUGAUUUGUCUUCACUCAUCAUAAAGGCAGCCGGACUCUGUUAUACAGUAAAUAUUACAUUUGCUUUGUACCCAAACUGUGUUUUACUGCCCUCCAUCUUUGUAUCUCAUUACUGAGCGUGCAACAGAUUAACAGCCUACUUAUGCUGACUCUAGUAGCACAAUCUGGACUUUUAUUCAUUCUGAAACUUUUCUUGAGAUGUGUGUGAACGAGCUCCUAUACUCCUUUAAUAUUACAUUUCCUCCAUGUCAUUGAAGUGUGCCACUAUCGUUCGCUACUGUACAUUAUUGACUGUAUGUAAAUCUAGCUACACGGGAAGUCUUUUUCCAUCGCAAAUUACCAGAUCAGAGUGUCUGUACAGAAUAUUUGGAGUUUCCUCCAAAAUGAAUCUAACACACUUCAGCAACAAAUGUGAAUAGUAUUUUUCUAAAGCACUGUAAUGGCCAACGUGGAUGAUUGUAAAUAAGAAGGCAAUGCUUUCAAUUUAUAUUCUCUCCUGCUGUUGUUUUUCUCCCUUUCAUAACUUGUACAAAAACAGACAUAUUUGCUUAAUGUGAGUGUACCUUUGGAUUAACGGGGAUUAUUUUUCAUUUGUUAGUUUUUAAAGUGCUUAUUGACCCCUUAUCAUGUGAAACCCUGUUCAGUGGCCAUGUUCCUGCUAAUCUUCGUGGCUUUCCUCAUCUAAUGUUUCAGUUCAACUAUAAAAGAGGUGGCAGCAGGAUGAUCAGUGCCAUAUUUAUCUAAAAUAAGCAGGUGUUCUUGUCCAUGCUAAUCCCUCCAUUUUAUAUUUAAUGUAACUGAAUCCAGUGCUGCCAGCUAACCUAAACUGUGUUAUCUGCUUAAAAGCCAUGUCUUUCACUGCUACUUUUAUUUAGUUUGGAUUUUUUAUAUUCCUGUUUGGUUUGCAUGCUUUUAGAGGAAGUGCUGGUCUUCCUCAUCCCCGUCAUCGUCAUUGGUGACUAUCUCUAUCUGAAUCCUUUGAAACCAUAACCCAAAGCUUUAUAUCAGAGAAAUUACCGUUCCUCAUGUUUGUUACAUGAAUCUGUCAAAAGUAUAUUUUUAAUUUAAUAUAAAUAAAGAUUGAUUCCUUAUA
This is a messenger RNA of Nothobranchius furzeri (turquoise killifish), 11474 nucleotides long. RefSeq names its product receptor tyrosine-protein kinase erbB-4. Gene Ontology annotation, biological process: protein phosphorylation; negative regulation of apoptotic process; neurogenesis. Lineage: Eukaryota; Metazoa; Chordata; Actinopteri; Cyprinodontiformes; Nothobranchiidae. The record is from RefSeq and is a predicted model, not a curated record. Gene Ontology annotation, cellular component: basal plasma membrane; signaling receptor complex; plasma membrane. Gene Ontology annotation, molecular function: transmembrane receptor protein tyrosine kinase activity; ATP binding; epidermal growth factor receptor binding.